Bradysia coprophila is the source of this 708-nucleotide messenger RNA. RefSeq lists its product as uncharacterized. The record is from RefSeq and is a predicted model, not a curated record. NCBI's taxonomy places the organism in Eukaryota, Metazoa, Arthropoda, Insecta, Diptera, Sciaridae.
UGAAUAUGAACAUUUUUACAAUUCAGUUAUUAUUGCUGCUGGUUAGAGAAGACAGCAUACUCAUGGCUAUGAUUACCAAUAUCCGAUUGUUACCAUUUAUUCUGUGGCUGUGCGCUACGUUUCGAAGGACAACGUGUUUCACAGACUACUCCAUCGAGUCACUCAAACUGUUGAACGAAACAUCCGUGGCUCCGUUCUGCAAUCAAACCAUUCAAUUGAAGCGCACAAGAACUACGGAUCCGAAAGUGUUUUGGGAGGGAGACCUGGUCGACGAUAUAGACAAAUACGAAAUGGAAUUUCGAAUUUCGUACAGUUCUGCGGGCAAUGAUUUGUAUCGCUUGCUACCGUAUAGGAUUUACAGGCAACCCAUAUGUGAUGUACUUAACAACGUUUACAGGCAUUCAUUAAUGGAAGAUGCUAAACAGUAUUCCAAUGCACCGUAUUCGAAGGACAAAAAUGUCGAUUUAUGCAAUCUAAUGCCAAAGGGACAUUACUACUUUAGAAACUAUUCAAUCAGUCCGUCAAUUUUUCCUACUAAAAUGAAAGAAGGUAGGUAUCGUGAGGAGCUCUACCUUUAUGAGAAAAAUAAAGAUGAAAUUGUCAGUGGUAUUUUUAGCACCCAACUUGUAACGUAAAUUCAUAUUACUUUCGUUUGUAUCUGUGCAAAAUAAAAUCAUGUUUCAGGCAAAGAUGUAAAACUGUUUAAGA